GGUGCUUUUAUUGCAGGGAUGGUGUUCUUAUCCAGUUGGUAUGACUACGUGGUGAUGAUGCGUUGUGUGAAUGUUAGUUUUUGUUUCAUCGUUUUGCUAUAAGCAGCAGUUAAUGCGUAGUCUGAAUGUUCUUAUCCAGAGGAUAUGUUGCGCACUAAGCAGUUGGGUACUCUCUCCCAGUCAGCUAGGUUUUUCCUCAAUGGAUCACGAUGUAAUGCAGGUGAUGGAAAUUCAUGUACAUGUGCAGAAGAUGAAACUUGCAUUUCAAGAAAGCAGAAUACAAAAACUGCAGUUCGAGAUCCACAAGCACCAUCCGCCUUAUCAUCAAAAAGUUCGAUAAAAGUGAGUUCUCUCAUCUCAGGCGAUGGUGUAAGCUCUCCUGCUUCUUCUCCACAAGUCAUAUCGACUCCCAGCAAUUUGGGAAGAAUAGGUACAGUCACUUAUGCUAGUGGCGCUGAUUGUGUUCAAAAUGAUACAAUGCAUCCUUCACCACCUAUGUCCGAUCAGUUUGUCAAGGCGGGUAUUGCUGCAGUCAGUUUCCUGUCUGAUAUUGUGAGCUAUAAAAUUCCUACAUCAGAUGGCAGUGGAAUUCUUAGCUCGCAACAGAAUAAUGUUGUUGAACGAGUAAGGCCCCUUUCCACUAUCAAAGCCUCAAAUGUCAAAGCAUUGGGCAGAGAAAAGAUUGAGGGUAAGUCUUCUUCUGGGACAGAACCAGGAGCAAAUUCCAAGAGCAAAGUUCAUGAAGGAAAAGGUAGUGCUCAAAAUGUCGGUUCAGUGAGCAGUGUCAACAAUAGUUUUGCAAAGAAGACAACACAUCCGGCAGAGAGUGAAAGGCAAUCAAACUUUCAUGAGAAGAGGCGGACUAUGCCUCAGCAAAUGAAAGCCAAUUCUAGUCGGUUUGUUUCAAAUGUAAUGCCUGCAGAAGGAAAGUUUGUGGGAGAUGUCAGUGAAGAACUUAAUAGGCGCCCAAAGUUGGCCAAACAAUCAUCAGCUGUUUCUUCGAUUGCUAGGCAGUUCACAAGGUCUGGGAAUGUGGUGGAAAGUGUUUCUCAAAUAUUGCGACAGCUAAACUGGACUCCUGCAACUGAGGUGGCUUUAGGCAAAUUAAACUGCUCGAUGGAUCCAUAUCAAGCUAACCAAGUUCUUAAAAAGAUGCAAGAUUAUUCAUCAGCUCUUGGCUUUUUCUAUUGGUUGAAAAGAAGACCGGGAUUUAAGCAUGACGAGCAUACUUAUACCACCAUGGUAGGCAUUUUAGGCCGUGCCAGACAGUUCGGGGCUAUAAACAAAUUGCUCGACCAGAUGGUUAGGGAUGGAUUAAAACCAAAUGUUGUGACAUAUAACCGUCUCAUUCAUAGUUAUGGCCGUGCAAACUAUUUAAAUGAAGCUUUCAAUGUUUUCAAUAGGAUGCAAGAAGCAGGAUGUAACCCUGACCGUGUAACCUACUGUACAUUGAUCGACAUCCAUGCAAAAUCUGGGUACCUUGAUGUUGCAAUGGACAUGUAUCAGAGAAUGCAAGAGGCUGGACUUAGUCCUGACACCUUCACGUACAGUGUUAUCAUUAAUUGUCUUGGCAAAGCUGGCCAUUUGACUGCUGCGGACAAGCUUUUUUGUGAGAUGGUUAGUCAAGGGUGUGUGCCUAACUUGGUGACUUUCAAUAUUAUGAUUGCGUUGCAUGCCAAGGCAAGGAAUUAUCAAACUUCAUUACAGCUAUACCGUGACAUGCAGAAUGCUGGAUUUGAGCCAGACAAAGUAACUUAUAGCAUAAUUAUGGAGGUAUAUGGUCAUUGUGGCUAUCUUGAAGAAGCAGAAGCAGUUUUUGCUGAGAUGAAAAGGAAGAACUGGGUUCCUGAUGAACCUGUGUACGGCCUUUUAGUAGAUCUGUGGGGUAAAGUUGGAAAUGCUGGAAAGGCCUGGGAAUGGUAUUGUGCCAUGCUUAAUGCGGGUUUGCGUCCUAAUGUGCCAACAUGCAAUUCUCUGCUCAGUGCUUUCCUUAGGGUGCACCGGCUCUCGGAUGCGCAUAACUUACUGCAGAGCAUGCUCAACUUAGGUCUUAAUCCUUCUUUGCAGACGUACACAUUGCUCAUUAGCUGUUGUACUGAAGCGCAAACAGCUUUUGACAUGACAUUUUGUGGUAAGCUAAUGGCUGUCACGGGCCACCCUGCUCAUACAUUCCUUAUGUCUAUGCCAGCAGCUGGGCCCGAUGGGCAGAAUGUGAAGGAUCACAUGAGCAGCUUCUUGGAGUUGAUGCACAGUGAGGACAGGGAGAGUAAGAGGGGACUUGUUGAUGCAGUGGUUGAUUUUCUGCACAAGUCAGGGCUGAAGGAAGAGGCCGGAUCUGUUUGGGAGGUGGCUGCGCAUAAGAAUGUCUAUCCAGAUGCUGUAAGAGAGAAAAGCUCAUCUUAUUGGCUGAUAAACCUACAUGUCAUGUCUGAUGGUACUGCUGUGACUGCACUAUCAAGAACACUUGCAUGGUUCCGGAGGCAGAUGCUUGUGUCUGGAAUCUGCCCAGGCCGCAUUGAUAUAGUGACAGGGUGGGGCCGGAGGAGCAGGGUCACCGGAUCUUCUUUGGUGAGGCAGUCAGUGCAGGAGUUGCUAAACAUGUUCCAGUUUCCUUUCUAUACCGAGAAUGGCAACUCUGGAUGUUUUGUAGGAUGUGGUGAGACACUUAAUAGAUGGUUACUACAGUCUUACGUAGAGCGUAUGCAUUUGCUCUAGGCUGUGGAUGCAAUGUGCUGGUUCUUAGCUGUGCAAGAGGUGCAUGCAGUUUUGUUGGAGGAAUUUAGUCGGGAUUUAUUUAUGUUUUUGUACAGUCAAAUGGAAACUCCAAGUCAAGUGGUUGCUUGAUUUUCAUUAGCUCUAUAAUAUGCUUGUUUACUAUGUCAUGUUUCAAUAAACCGUGACGGGUUAGUUUA
This is a messenger RNA of Daucus carota subsp. sativus, 2912 nucleotides long. RefSeq names its product pentatricopeptide repeat-containing protein At1g74750. Lineage: Eukaryota; Viridiplantae; Streptophyta; Magnoliopsida; Apiales; Apiaceae. The record is from RefSeq and is a predicted model, not a curated record. Bases 145 to 2715 code for a protein of 856 amino acids. The transcript is spliced from 2 exons. Gene Ontology annotation, molecular function: protein binding.